GCGACCGCAAGCGUGUUUGAUGCGAUGCGGCACGUCGUUCAAAACUUAGAGUCUAGAUCCUGUAAUGUACGUAUUGCUAGAAAAACCAAAGGUUCAACAGUUCAAGUAUUGCUACAAUUGUUAGAAAUGCGGUUAGAUAGUAUUAUUUUUCGGUUGGGUAUGGGUCCAACAAUUCCAGUAGCACGAGAAAUAAUUAAUCAUCGGCAUAUUUUAAUAAAUAAUAAUACAGUUGAUAUACCAAGUUAUGAUUGUAAACCUGAAGAUGUUAUUACCAUAAAAGAUCGAUUUUGAUCUAUCUUUGGUUUAAAAUAUUUUGUUGUUGGUUUAAAU
This is a messenger RNA of Marchantia polymorpha subsp. ruderalis, 330 nucleotides long. NCBI's taxonomy places the organism in Eukaryota, Viridiplantae, Streptophyta, Marchantiopsida, Marchantiales, Marchantiaceae. The record is from the annotation of a GenBank genome assembly.